UGUUGUGCUAAAGUUCACCAUAUAAAUUCACCUUUCUCAAAAAAACACUGCCCUAUUACUCAUAGUUCCCCACCACCUCUAGUUCAGAUACAUACAGCUGCCAGAGAAUCAUGAAGCUGAAGAUCCCAAACCCGGGCCUUGAGGAUCGGAUCCUGAGCCAUGAUCAGCUGGAAAAGCUGGAGAUCGAGGAGGCAGGGGAAAGGCCUAAAUGGGAUAACAAAGCUCAAUAUAUGCUGACAUGUGUAGGCUUCUGCGUGGGACUCGGUAAUGUCUGGCGCUUCCCCUAUUUGUGUCAGAGCCAUGGUGGAGGAGCCUUUAUGAUUCCUUUCCUGAUCUUACUGGUGUUCGAGGGAGUUCCUCUUCUUCACCUGGAAUUUGCUAUUGGACAGCGCCUGAGGAAAGGCAGUGUUGGGGUCUGGAGGACCAUUAGUCCUUACAUGACAGGAGUAGGAAUUGCAUCCAUGUGUGUGUCCCUAUUGGUCAGCCUCUAUUACAACACUAUAAUCGCCUGGGUCAUGUGGUACUUCUUUAACUCGUUCCAGGACCCACUACCUUGGAGCCAGUGCCCCAUAAAUGCAAACAGAACAGGUUUUGAGCCAGAAUGUGAGAGGAGCUCUCCUGUGGAUUAUUUCUGGUACAGGAAGACCCUGGACACAACUACAAGCAUUGACCAAUCAGGAGGGCUGCACUGGUGGAUGGUGCUUUGUCUAAUCUCAGCCUGGGCCGUACUUUAUGUCUGCGUUGUCCGUGGAAUAGAAACCACCGGCAAGGCAGUGUAUGUGACCUCUACGUUACCCUACGUGGUUCUCACCAUUUUUCUAAUCAGAGGACUGACUCUAAAAGGCUCCGUUGAGGGAAUAAUAUUUCUUUUUACACCAGAUCUCAAUGAAUUAGCAAACCCAUCGACCUGGCUGGAUGCAGGUGCUCAAGUGUUUUAUUCCUUCUCACUGGCCUUUGGUGGCCUCAUCUCCUUCUCCAGCUACAACUCAGUACACAACAACUGUGAGCAAGAUGCUGUGAUCAUCUCCACCAUCAAUGCCUUUACAUCAAUCUUUGCUGCCACUGUAAUCUACACUAUCAUUGGAUUCAGAGCCACAGAGAGAUAUGAUGACUGUCUGGCAACAAAUAUUAUGACUUUGCUAAACACCUUUAACCUGCCAGAAGCAAACAUCAAUGAAAGUAACUACGAGCAAGUUUUUACAGAGCUUAAUGCCACAUAUCCCAAUAUCAUUCAGGGUUUAAAUCUUCAGACCUGCGACCUAAACACAUUCCUGAGUGAGGGUGUAGAGGGUACAGGUCUGGCCUUCAUUGUCUUUACUGAGGCCAUCACCAAGAUGCCCUUGUCUCCACUGUGGUCCGUCCUUUUUUUUGUUAUGCUCUUCUGCCUCGGCCUGUCUUCCAUGUUUGGAAACAUUGAAGGAGUCCUGGUACCUUUGCAGGAUUUAAACGUCUUCCCCAAACAUUGGCCUAAGGAAGUGAUCUCAGGAGUGACCUGUCUGGUGUGCUUUUUAAUUGCAUUAAUAUUUGUCCAAGGGUCAGGGAAUUACUGGUUGGCACUCUUUGACAAUUUUGCUGGUUCAAUUCCUCUUCUCAUUAUUGCCUUCUGUGAAAUGGUUGGAGUGGUGUAUAUUUAUGGAAUAGAUAGGUUCAAUGAAGACCUUAUGUUCAUGAUUGGCCACAAGCCUAAUAUCUUCUGGCAGGCCACGUGGAGAUUUAUCAGCCCUCUCAUCAUGCUGUUCAUUUUUCUCUUCUACUUUGUUACCACCAUCUCCAAGGAGUUCUUUUACCUUUCCUGGGACCCUGACUCGCCGAAAUUUCCCACUUUGGAACAGAAGCCUUACCCGUCCUGGAUCUAUGUAAUAAUUUUUAUAUUAGCUGGGAUUCCUAGUCUUGCUGUUCCCGGUGCUGCCAUUUUUAGGGCCAUACGGAAACGUUGCUGUAACAAGGAUGUUGAUGUCUAAAUUAAGAGCACAAUUUGUAAUUCAAGUCCCAUAAAUAUAUCUUUUUUGGUCAUUGGUAAUUUGAUCAUUGGUACUACUUCUUUUAUGUCACCAUUGUAAAGGAUUUUUUGUUCUACAAUUCUGACUAUAAUAAUAGACCAUUGUGAGAAACACACCCUCUGCUGGUUUCAUGAAAUUAUAUUUACUUUUAAUACUCCUGUAUCAGUACAGUGCAUCAGAAAUGUUGUCAAAUUGUGCUUGUGAUAUUCAAAUGAAAGCCUUUUCAAUUAAUUUUUUAGGUGUCGUAUAUACUAGAGAACCUUAUUUAUUUUGUACCUUUUGAACAUUUUCACUGUAAUAUAUUUGCAUUAUAAGACUGACUUUGCUAAUGUACAUGUUAAGUCAAUAUAUGUAAUUAAUUCAUAUUUGUUCCAAACACUUUACACAUUUUGGUAUUGUGUUGUCCUUUUUUCUUAAAAUAAGCAGCAUUUUACUAAAAUAAACAUCAUUAAACUAAA
Messenger RNA from Silurus meridionalis, 2458 nucleotides. RefSeq names its product solute carrier family 6 member 19b (gene slc6a19b). Gene Ontology annotation, biological process: sodium ion transmembrane transport. The transcript is spliced from 12 exons. Gene Ontology annotation, cellular component: membrane. The coding region runs from base 111 to 1961 and encodes 616 amino acids. Lineage: Eukaryota; Metazoa; Chordata; Actinopteri; Siluriformes; Siluridae. The record is from RefSeq and is a predicted model, not a curated record.